Messenger RNA from Lottia gigantea (owl limpet), 579 nucleotides. RefSeq lists its product as hypothetical. Lineage: Eukaryota; Metazoa; Mollusca; Gastropoda; Lottiidae. The record is from RefSeq and is a predicted model, not a curated record. Gene Ontology annotation, molecular function: nucleic acid binding. The transcript is spliced from 4 exons. Bases 1 to 579 code for a protein of 192 amino acids.
AUGGAGGGUGCUAAAUUUAAAAUAUUAUCUUAUGAUGAACAAAGAAGAGUAGCGUUGAUUGAAUUUGAGGAGAGAGAAGUUGUAUUCAGACUAUUGAGAAAGAAAGAGAUAGAAUUCCAUGGUCAAACAAUCACAAUUUUACCACAUAAACUGACUGUAGCUGACUGUAAUAACCCAAGAAAACACCUGAAAGUGACAGGAUUUAAUUCUAGAACUUCUACAGAAAUGAAAGAAAUGUACUUUGAAAGUAAAAAGAAAAGUGGCGGUGAAGCUGAAAGUGUUAAUUUUGUAUCUUAUGAGACAAUUGAAGAUGCUGAAAUAGUUUGUAGAAAACAACAUACAAUAGGAAAUGAUACAGUGUAUGCUUCAAAAUAUGUACCACCACCUAAAUGGAAUCAUCGGUUUUUGAUAAGUAAUAUUUCUGAAGAUACAUCUUUGAUAAAACUGAAAAAUUUUUUAGAAGGAAAGUUAGGAUGUGAUACAACAAAAAUAUUAUUUAACGAAGUAGGAGAUAAAGCUAUAGUUUAUUGUUCAUCUGAUCAGUACGUAAUAGAAAAGGAUAUUCUAUUAGAUCUAUAA